AUGACGAAAGCCGCCCGUUUUGAAGCCCUAGAGGCUACCGUUCGACAAAGCAACGAAUUGCUUGUUAAACGCGUCGACCAUAUUGCUGCGGAGCACAGUGUGCUGCUCGCCAAAGUUGAGAAACUUGGUGCUGCUGUCCUUGAAAGCCACCGUUCAAUCCCCGCAUGCCCGAUGGACGCUGUGGGGAGUUUGCCACUGUGCUCAGAAGACAGCCUGGCUCAUUUCCUGCAAGGCUUCAAGUCAGAAAAAGAUUAUCUGCAACAAACGGUCGAUGGCUUAAUCAAGAUUGGUGGACGGGAUGAGAAGGACAUUAUAAGAAGCAUUCUGUCGCGGAUUUUAGGGCCACCCCUUAUCUUGCAAUUUACUUAUUCAAGGGCUGCUAAGAACAAAAUGUCCUUCAUUGGGAAGGCCGUCCGACAACAUCCGGACUUGCGCACAGUUGAUGAAAAAUUUGUCCGCAACACCAUCAUAGAAUGGUUCCACGGGUCUCGUGACCGCUAUGGUGGGGUGCGAGGGAAGCGGAGGGAUGUUGUUCACGGAGGAUUCCUGGAAUUACUAAACUCUGAGGACACGUUGAUUUGA
This is a messenger RNA of Dibothriocephalus latus, 582 nucleotides long. The record is from the annotation of a GenBank genome assembly. NCBI's taxonomy places the organism in Eukaryota, Metazoa, Platyhelminthes, Cestoda, Diphyllobothriidea, Diphyllobothriidae.